Colletotrichum destructivum is the source of this 1155-nucleotide messenger RNA. Its product is annotated as Putative ribonuclease Z/Hydroxyacylglutathione hydrolase. Lineage: Eukaryota; Fungi; Ascomycota; Sordariomycetes; Glomerellales; Glomerellaceae. The transcript is spliced from 2 exons. The record is from RefSeq and is a predicted model, not a curated record. Bases 1 to 1155 code for a protein of 384 amino acids.
AUGAACUUCUUGAGAUACCCGGCCAUAUCAGCCCGCCACACACCCCGCGUCCUCACUUCGUCGCGCGUCCCCCGCAGAGCCUUCACGGCAACCCACAACCCGUCUCAAGCUCAGCAGCAACAUCACCACUACUCCCGCGGCCAGGAAUCCGCCGCGCCCGGAGCAUCUUCGUCCCGCGCAGACAGCGACGCCCCGUCCCACCAGACGCCUAACCAGGGCCAGCACGCCGCCCUCGACUCCCCCGACCAGCAGGAAAAGGAGACCUCCUCCCAUAACAACCCGUCCACGUCCGCAGGGCAGCACCGCAAGCCCGCCAUGUCCCAAAAGCUCAUCCCCCAGAACCCCGACGACGUCAUGGUCAUCCGCGACCUGACGCCCAACAUCACCACCUUCUCCGUGCCCUUCUCCCGCUUCGGCGCCAUCAAGAUCGGCGGCCGCGGCACCCUCGUCCGCCUGUCCUCGGGCGCCCUCGCCGUCUUCUCCCCAGUCGCCCUCACCGACGCCGUCCGCGCCAAGAUCGCCGAGAAGGGCGGCGACCUCGCCUACAUCGUCGCCCCGGACAUCGAGCACCACAUCUUCCUCUCCGAGUACAAGGCCGCCUUCCCCGCCGCCCGCCUUAUCGGCCCGGACGGCCUGCCCCAGAAGCGCGCCAAGCAGACGGGCGACCCCAAGGUCAACCCGUCCGACGAGUUCUUCCUCGCCUUCAAGGGCGGCCCCGACAAGCGCGCCAUCUCCGUCACCCCCGAGUUCGACGCCGACUUUGAGUACGAGUACGUCGACGCCCACGCCAACAAGGAGAUCGUCUUCUUCUACAAGCCCGAACGCGUCCUCAUCCAGGCCGACCUGCUCUUUAACCUGCCCCCCACCGAGCAGUACUCCAGGGCGCCCGAGGGCGAGCGCGACACCUCGUCCGGCCUCGCCAACCGGCUGUUCGGCAGCCUGCAGACCACCGAGGGCGACGUCAAGUGGGUCAAGCGCUUCCAGUGGUACGUCAUGAGCAGCAAGGACAGGCCCAGCUUCAACGACAGCAUCCGCCGCAUCGACGCCUGGGACUUUGACACCAUCGUGCCCUGCCACGGCGACACCAUCCAGGGCGAUGGCAAGGAGAGGUUCAGGAAAGUGUUUGAGUGGCAUCUGGCCGGCGAGAAGCACUAG